Pelagomonas calceolata is the source of this 690-nucleotide messenger RNA. NCBI's taxonomy places the organism in Eukaryota, Pelagophyceae, Pelagomonadales, Pelagomonadaceae. The record is from the annotation of a GenBank genome assembly.
AUGGUCCUGGCCGACAACUUCGCCCACCAGUCUUUUCGCAAGCAGACCAUGCCGGACUCGCCGCCGUCGCCGAGGCAACGGCCGACUCCUCUCUCCCUCUCCCAACGGCCGACGCUCGGCCGCACGGACUCUCCGCCGUCGGCGCCCGAGCCCGACUCACCUUCGUCUGUGUACCGCGAUGUCUCCCGGGGACCAAGCCCCGAGUCGAGGUCCGGAAGGUGAUAAAAACACACACAGGUCCCCGCGGACGCCCGGCCCGUCGCCGAAAUCCGUCCUGCGCAUCGACGCGAGCGGCCUCUACAUCUUCCCGCCCAAAGAAAAGCCGGCCUCGCCGCGGCGCCACCAGCGGCGCCUCUCGCGCGCGGGCUCGCUCGGCUCGCAAAAUUCCCUGGUCUCGAUUGACGAGGAGAGCGCCCUCACACCAGCCGCCGUCAAAAAGGCGCUCCAGGGCCAGCAGCAGGGCUCGGCGGGCGUCUGGAACAAGCGGCGGUGCGCCGCGCUCGUAGCGGUCUGGACGUACGCGAUCAUCUACUUCGCGGCCCUCUACUCCUACCGCCCGAGCCGUGUGAAAAUCAACCAGUGAGUUAGUCACGGGGACGACGUCGCGUCGAUGGCGUGGGGCGCCUGAGAUUUGAUUUCCGCACAGGCCUGGAGGCGAUGCGGCUCCGGCGCGUCAUCCGGGGGGCCUGA